Messenger RNA from Aspergillus homomorphus CBS 101889, 977 nucleotides. Its product is annotated as oxidoreductase. Bases 157 to 912 code for a protein of 251 amino acids. The transcript is spliced from 5 exons. The record is from RefSeq and is a predicted model, not a curated record. NCBI's taxonomy places the organism in Eukaryota, Fungi, Ascomycota, Eurotiomycetes, Eurotiales, Aspergillaceae.
GAGGAAGUAAGGCGUCGCUAUAUUAACCACGUCCUCCUCGGGUAGAACCCCUUCAUCUAUCUACCAACUCAUCAACUCAACUGCCCACUCGACCAGAAUCGGAAUUACAGAGAGAUACCCCCGAAACUUAAGAAAGACAGCAACGAGAACAAAGCGAUGUCACAAGGAACCCGCCUAAAAGACAAAGUAGCCAUCAUAACCGGAGGAAGUUCCGGCUUCGGCGCCGCGAUCGCCUCUCGCUUCAGCAACGAAGGCGCCUCCGUCGUGAUCGCCGACCUGAAUGCUCCUCCCACCUUAGAGCCGUCAUCACCGAUACACUUCGAGCGAGUCGACGUGACGGUCGCGGAGGAUUGGAAGCGGGUGGUGGAUGUCACCGUCCGAAAGUUCGGGCGCGUGGAUGUGCUGGUUAAUAAUGCGGGGACGACGUAUCGGAAUAAACCAACGGCGGAGGUCACGGAGGAGGAAUGGGAGCGCGUGUUCAACGUCAACGUCAAGAGUAUCUUCCUCGGAAGUCAGGUGUUCGUGGCGCAAGUGCUUGAGCAAGGCGACGGCGGGGGGUCGAUGAUUAAUAUCUCGUCGACGGGGGCGAGUAGGCCGCGGCCUGGGUUGGUGUGGUAUAAUGCUUCCAAGGGGGCGGUGUCGAAUGCAACAAAAGGCCUCGCGGCGGAGUACGGCCCGCACAAUAUACGCGUCAACACCGUCUCGCCUCUGCUGUCUGGGACGGGCCUGUUCGCCAUGUUCACAGGCAUGCCGGAUACUCCCGAGAACCGCGAGAAGUUCAUCGGGAAUGUGCCCCUGGGCCGAUUGACGCAUGUCGACGACGUCGCCAAUAUGUGCUUGUACCUGGCGAGUGACGAGGGGAGUUUCAUCAAUGGCGCGGAGAUGAUUGUCGAUGGUGGGAAGUGUAUCUGAGUCUCCACAUGGUGAGGCGCGGACCGGGAUAUACACUUGGUAGUUCGGUGAAGUUUAUGUGGCUA